AGGGGCUGAACCUGCGGCAACUGCGUGUGCUUAAAUCGACGCAGUUUCAAUUCCUAGAUAUGUUGCUAAAGACGCUGGAAUGUUUCAUAGUGAGUAACGUUAGCCGUGAACGGGCGGACUUUAUGGGACUACCUAGCUAGGUAAAUAAGUCACUGAUGUUGCAUAGAUAAAACUCAGUACAUAUCAAAGUAACACUAUAAAUUCAAAUUAAUAAGAAUGUGUUAAACCUUUUCGAAAAGUCGAGUAAUAAUGCAGGUGCUGCAGCUGGUGGCAAGCGCUUACGAGGUUGUUCGCUUAAGCGAGUAACCCUGUGCGAAUACAGCAAAGUAUGCGACUGAGUCUGAUCUGUGUUGAGGCUUACCGUAGAAAAGCAUGGGAACAUUUUAGCUGGCUUUGAAUCUUAUUACUGAGGACACCAGCUAGCUGGCUAGCUAAUUUAGCUAGCUAUGCUAGCAACAGUUGUGGUUUUUAACACGUAAUGAAAUUGCAUUUCACUUUCUGAAUAUUGAAGUUAAAAGAGACGCAUAAUUGCCAUAGUUAUUUUAUUUUGGGGGGCUUUGUUAUUGUGAUCCACUUUGCUAUCUUUCUACAUCGAACCUCGAACUAGAUAAAGAGCUAGUUCAGAGAAGGUUGGACAUGAGUGGACAAGCAAAAAGUUCUGUUCAAGGAGGAGAAUCGUAUGCGGCAAAUUCCACCGGACCAAAGGAAAAUGGGCAAAACAAGUCUAAUUCAUCCGGGAUUAGCAAACCACCUCCCGUGGAUAAGAGCGAACAGUCACACGCGUCUGAAUUUACGCAGACGUGGACGCAGUUGGCAAAAACGUUUGUAAUAAUUUUCCCUAUAUACGUAUUGGGUUUUUUUGAGUUCAGUUUCAGUUGGAUUUUAAUUGGACUGACAAUAUUUUUCUGGUGGAGAAAAAAUCAAGGAUGCAAAAACAACAGGCUAAACAGAGCUUUGGCAUUCUUUGAACAAGAAGAGAAAGCCGUCAAGCAAAGUUUGCCAAGUUCGGAGUUGCCACCAUGGGUACACUUUCCAGAUGUGGAGAGAGUAGAAUGGCUAAACAAGACUGUGAAGCAGAUGUGGCCCUACAUUUGCCAGUUUGUGGACAAGCUGUUCCGGGAGACCAUCGAGCCGGCGGUGAAAGGAGCCAACGCUCACCUCAGCACCUUCUGCUUCUCCAAAAUCGACAUGGGGGACCAGCCCCUGAGGAUUAACGGGGUCAAGGUGUACACCGAGAAUGUCGACAAGCGACAAAUCAUCAUGGAUCUGCAGAUCAGCUUUGUGGGAAACACAGAAAUCGACGUCGACAUCAAAAGGUACUACUGCAGAGCUGGCAUCAAGAGCAUCCAGCUUCAUGGUAUUCUGAGGGUGGUCAUGGACCCGUUGCUUGGAGACAUGCCGCUGGUCGGAGCCCUGUCCGUGUUCUUCCUGAAGAAACCUUUGCUGGACAUUAACUGGACAGGCCUCACGAAUAUGCUGGACAUUCCGGGAUUGAACGGCCUCGCUGACGGCCUGAUCCAGGACAUAAUCUACAGCUACCUGGUGCUGCCCAACCGAAUCACCAUUCCGCUGGUGGGCGAGGCUCAACUGACACGGCUGCGCUUCCCUAUGCCGAAGGGCAUACUGAGGAUCCACUUCCUGGAAGCCCAAGAUCUGGAGGGGAAAGACAAGUUCCUGGGAGGGCUGAUCAAGGGGAAAUCAGACCCGUAUGGCGUCAUUCAGCUGGGAAACCAGCUGUUCCAAAGCAAGACUAUCAAAGCCACCAUUAAUCCAAAAUGGAACGAGGUGUAUGAGGUCAUGGUGUACGAGCACUCUGGUCAGCACCUGGAGAUCGAGCUGUUCGACGAAGACCCCGACAGAGACGACUUCCUGGGCAGUCUGAUGAUUGAUAUGACAGAGCUUCAUAAGGAACAGAAGGUUGAUCAGUGGUUCGACUUGGAGGAAGUCUCCACAGGGAAGCUGCACCUGUCCUUGGAAUGGCUGUUCCUUCUCUCCACUCCUGAAAAGCUUGAUCAGGCCCUCACAAGCAUCCGCGCAGACAAAGGCCAGGCCAACGACGGCCUCUCGUCCGCGCUGCUGGUGGUUUACCUGGACUCUGCCAGGAACCUGCCGCGAAAUCCUUUUGAAUUUAACCACGAUGGCUUGAAGCAGGCUUCAAUGAAUAAGGCACACAAGUCUGGAAAGAAAGUGAGCAGUGACCCCAGCCCUUAUGUGCAGUUUUCUGUUGGGCACAAAACCUACGACAGUAAGAUACGGUACAAGACCAAUGAACCACUCUGGGAAGAAGCCUUCUCCUUUCUCAUCCACAACCCCAAAUGUCAGGAGCUUGUGGUUGAGGUGAAGGACGACAAGCACAAGUGUUCCCUGGGAACCCUGAGCGUCCCCCUGCUGCGACUCCUGGAGGAGGAGGACAUGACGCUGAACCAGAGCUUCCCUCUGAAGAACUCCGGGCCCAGCUGCACCCUGAAGCUGAAGAUGGCUCUGCGGAUCCUCUGCCAGGAGAAGCUGACGGCGUCGGACCAGCCGUCCUUGGUGCAGGUGAGGAAGGCCAGCGCCAGCGUACCCCCUCUCAGGCCCCCUGUCGCCGAACCGCACCGCCCCGCCAGCGACCACGCCCCCUCCACCUCCGCCUCCGCCUCCGCCCUGGAGCCGCAGCGGUGGGCGGAGAGCCCGGAGCAGGCCUUCGCGGGGAGCCCCGUCCGGUUGGCCGACGCCGGGAGGAGCACCUCCAACCUGGCCAUCUUCGGCUCGCAGCCGUACCUGGCGCACAGGGAGUCCACGCCCAGCAUCGCCUCGGACCUCUCCAUGCCCUUCGCCACCCAGGAGCUGCAGCAGAGGCUGCGGCAGCUGCAGAAUGGGACCGCCUCCAGCCAGUUCCCCCUGGGGGAGAUUCAGCUGACGGUUCGACACAGCUCCCAGAGGAACAAGCUCAUUGUGGUGGUGCACGCGUGCCGGAACCUCAUUGCCUUCACAAAGGACGGCUCAGACCCGUAUGUGCGCAUCUACCUGCUUCCUGAGAAGAGCAGGUCGGGCCGAAGGAAGACCCACAUGCUGAAGAAGACCCUAAACCCAGUGUAUGACCAAACGUUUGAGUUCAGCGUGUCCACAGUGGAGCUGCACAGGAGAACCCUUGACAUUGCUGUGAAGAAUGGAGGAGGACUUCUGUCCAAACAAAAAGGGCUGUUGGGAAAGGUGAUGCUGGAUUUGACACAUGAGGAGAUGGCCAAAGGAUGGACACAGUGGUAUGAUCUUACCGAGGACGGAUUACGAAAAACACACCAGGCCUAGAUGGGCCUACAUCUGGACUUCAUUAUUUCGGCUUAUACAUAUGGCAAAGAUGAUCAGCUUUUCUAUGGCAUUUCAUUUUAUCUAAUGGGCACUCAUAUGAAAAAUAUGCACAACCGGGAGUUAAAUUUUUUACAAAUAUGAUUUACUUUGAAGCAUUUCAUUUGUUCCAAUGUUCCUUUUCAGAUAUGUGUCUGUGUACUUGUGUUACGGGAAGCAUGAGGUGUUAUAUGUAAGUAAAAUUACAUAUUUAAAGAACACCAGUUGAACUUGGUAAAAAUGUUUCUGAAUCUAUUGCAAUUGAUUUGCUGCCAUUUUUUCCUAUGUGGCCAGUGUCUGGGAUGUAAAUAGGAACUGUAUCAUAAUGAAUCUGCUGAAAGUUUGUAGUGGAAACACGGGUCAAUAGUGCUUUGAAAAUGAGGAUUUCUGCUAUUAAAAAAAAAAAUGAUUCGAUCACAAAAAAAGGUUUUAUCAUCAUUACAAUCAAGUUUGAACAUUUGAUACAAUUGCUGUUAUCAUUUAGUGAAAGUACACUAACAUUUUAUUAUUGAAUUGUAUUGCCCAUGUAUGUGCACUGUAUGCUGAAUGUAUGUACUUUACGUAUGUAUUCAUAUCAUGUUGUAUUUUUGUUGGUCAUCGAAGGGCAAGUUUUUUUGUGCUUUCAUGUACAGUACUUAGCCCUAAAUUGUGACCUCAGGAUGACGGAUAAAAUCUUCUGGGGUUUGGUUUGAAUCCAUUUUGAAAAAGCAUGCUGACAUAAUUACGUCCAUCAAAAGAACAUCAAUAUUCAUAUCUUAAAUGAGAGCCAAUGCCUUCAUUUGAAGGGAACAUGUAAAUCAUUUUUAUUGUUUCUUAUUCUGUUGAAUACAAUAGACACGAGUCAGGAGUGAGCAUGGUACCCUGAGGCAUUGGAAUGCUCAGUUUAAUUUAUUUUAAUUAACUUUAAUUACUUUGUUACUUCAUAAAUGAAUGGUUUUGGUAUCUGGGACCUAACUAACAGCAGAGUCAUUAAGGAUAUGGCUUAAUGUCUUUGAUGGCCUAAUAAUUAAUUCAUCCAACUGUAUAUUUUUUUUAAAAAAGAACAAUCUAUAAGUAUGUGUCAUUUUUAGACAGGACCCCAUGGCUCUGUAAAUUUUGUUGAUAAUGAUGGAAUUGUUUCCCUUUUGUCAGAAAAAUAUAUAUUAUUUGUCAUAUUUCCUGUUUUCUAAAGUGUUAUUAGCUAUUUAAUCCAUCAAAUGAAAAUGAUCUCCAAGCUCACUCCCAGUUUCCAAUGCAAGAACUUUUGCCUUCUAUAUGUAUUUAUCUUGUGCCUUAAACACAAUAUUAAAAGAUGUAAAUGUCUGAAAUUUUAAUUAUUAUGCAUAAAGACGUUUCCUUGUUUGAGAAUGUUUCCUCACAGAUUUUAAAUAAUAAAGAGCCAUUGCUCUUUGUGCUA
Anguilla rostrata (American eel) is the source of this 4720-nucleotide messenger RNA. It is a transcript of the gene esyt2b, whose product is annotated as extended synaptotagmin-like protein 2b. The record is from RefSeq and is a predicted model, not a curated record. The transcript has 23 exons. Bases 637 to 3288 code for a protein of 883 amino acids. Gene Ontology annotation, biological process: lipid transport. NCBI's taxonomy places the organism in Eukaryota, Metazoa, Chordata, Actinopteri, Anguilliformes, Anguillidae. Gene Ontology annotation, cellular component: extrinsic component of cytoplasmic side of plasma membrane; endoplasmic reticulum membrane. Gene Ontology annotation, molecular function: phosphatidylinositol binding; phosphatidylcholine binding; calcium ion binding.